Messenger RNA from Schistosoma mattheei, 858 nucleotides. Lineage: Eukaryota; Metazoa; Platyhelminthes; Trematoda; Strigeidida; Schistosomatidae. The record is from the annotation of a GenBank genome assembly.
AUGGUGAAGAUAUUCGUUGGGAACCUAAAUCCAGAAUCCAAAGCUUCUGAUCUCCGCAAAAAAUUUGAAGCCUUUGGGAAGGUUACGGAAUGUGAUGUUGUUAAUAAUUAUGGCUUCGUGCAUAUGGAAAAAGAGUCUGAGGCUGAAGCUGCAAUAGAAGGACUCCAAAAUGCCAUUCUUGAUGGAGUGAAAAUUAAUGUUGAACGCAGCCACGGUAAACGAGGUGGUGGUCCCGGGCCUACUAGACGUAGGAAUGAAGGGCGUUAUCGGGAUUAUCCGCCGGAAAGGGGACCACGUGCACCACCACGUUACAUGAAUUCCGGCCCACCUCCCCCGCGAAUGGGACGUUAUGGUCCGGCUUGGGAUGAUGGGUAUGGAGGGCCCUACGGACCACCACCACGUAACAGCUCUAGAGGUUACGAUUAUCCCCCAAACGGUGCCAAUGGGAGGUAUCCGCCAAUUGACCGUGGAGAACAACACAGACCACUCCCACGCGGUCCAGCCCGUGACCCAAUGCCGCUACCACCUAAUGUGGGAUAUCGUGGGCCUCCAGUCCCUGAGCCUAUACCAUCGUCUCGAGAUUAUCCUCCAAAACCUCCCCCAAUCAGACAAAGUUACGAUGUGUACGGUGAAUUUGACCGCUACCGGGAGCCAAUAGCACCAUCAGGUCCUCCACGUGCAAACGAUUAUUAUGAUACAUACGGCAGCUAUAGCAGCGGAAACUACGAAGACUACAGAGAUAACGAUAGAUCAAUGUCUAAUUACGAUUCGGGAUACGAUUACAGUUACUAUGACUAUGGGAUGGAUAGCAGAUCACCGGUUCCACCAAGAUCAGGGUACAACUACGGUCGUCCCUAA